AUGGAUCUACGCUACUUUGCUAUAACAAACGAGAAACAUAUCGUUUGGCAUCGGUCGUUCUCAAAACGUAGCUUUGAAGACGUGGUACUUAAAUAUCUGUUAUGUAAUCCUCCAGAUCAAGAUAUAUACUAUAGCGAAGGGGAUUUCUCUCUUCACUGCCUGACCGUUUCAGGACUUUCCUUUAUCGCGGUAACCGAUCGAAAUGCUUCUCGACAAAAAUUUCGGAACUUGGUUGUAGAGGUUUCUCGCAAUUUUCUAAGCGAUGGUACAAGAUUUCAAAGGGCUAAAAGUGGUGGUAAAGAUUGUUUACAACAGUCUUAUAAUAUAACCUUGGAAGAUUUGAUGGAAUCACCCAACUCUUCUAAGGGAAAUGAUUCGUUGGACCAGUUACGUAAUAAUGUGAAUACUGUAACAGCUGUUAUGCAAGAGAAUACUAGACUAGCGCUUCAACGAGGUGAUCGGUUAAACAAUUUGGUCAGCAAAACAGAUGAACUUGCAGCCAGCGCUAAUCAAUUCCAAACAACUGCUACAAAAGUGGCCCGAAAAACUUGGUGGGAAAAUUUUCGUAUGAAAUUAAUUAUUGUUGGCGUUGUCGGUGGCAUACUUCUGGUAAUUGUGAUAAUUAUACUCUGGCAGACUGGAGUGUUCAAUAGCAAAUCGCAACAUCAGUAAUAAUAGCAACAGUAAAUAAUUCACUUCAUAUUGUUUAUUACAUGGAACAGAAAAUGCAAAGAAACACCCAUAUUAAAAUUAGGUGCAGAGAUUUAAUAACAAUUAUAUAUAUAUAGUGUUCGGAAUGAUUUUUUCACUCAACAUCUAUCUCCUUUGUAUGGAUGACUAUCUUUCCGAUGUAUAUUGAUUAUUUAUUCUUUAUUGAUUCCAAUACACAUUUUCUUUACCUUCAAUAAUAAUGACUUUUUGAAAGCUGAUGAUUAUAAAUAAAUGAAAGAUAAAAGAGGUACAAACUGUUUGAUAACUUUUUGUUGGAAUUAGACUUUGUAAACGUAUGUAUUUGUGUUUAUGCGUGCGUGCGUUCAUGUAUGUUCAAGUGACUUCAUAAUAAUACCAUCAUUAUUCAUUUU
Molecule: messenger RNA, 1082 nt
Organism: Schistosoma bovis
Lineage: Eukaryota; Metazoa; Platyhelminthes; Trematoda; Strigeidida; Schistosomatidae
Source: the annotation of a GenBank genome assembly